AUCGACGAACUGUCUUCCCGGGCUGGGCAGGAUGAGGACUGGGGCUGACGUGAAGCCGUCCUUGAGUUUGCUGAAGGCCGCCCGGCAGGCAGUGUCCCACUCAAAAAAGUUGUGGGGAGAGAUGCCGUGGUGGUAUUUGCUGAUUGGAAGACCAUCAGGGAAGACCGAGGGCCCAAGAGGUGGCAGUGUCGUCUGCUGGGUCACGUGUAUCCUUGUCCUUGGUGCCAACUCUGCUGCGCACUGACGGAGGGUGACAAAUUGGAGCAGGUCCAGCGGCUCCACAUAAGAUGGAAAAGCAGUACCCAGGACCGUACUCAACGAGACUACACCUGUCCAUCUUACCGAGCUUGCGGCGUGGUAAACGUCACCAGCAAUUGUCAGAUGUAGAAGUGCAAAAGGUGCCUUGGAGGAAAGGACAUCCCGGUGGUGGAACGAGGAUGCAACUAAACCGUCACUUCAGUAGUCCCCAUGUGCCACUACAACAGGACGACCAAGACCUGCAAUGAGCAAAACUGGACGAGGUGGACGAUUACCGUAAAAGAAAACCUGUUUUUUUUUUAACAGCACUGAAAUCUCGGGACGGAACACAUUUUUGUAUAUAAUGUGGGUGUUACCUUGGAAACCUAAUGCUACAAGAACACACAUAGCACCAGUCUUAGAUACCUGUACACACAUGGCACAAGCCAGGGUUAAAACCCGAGUGUACUGGGAAAUAAAAUUCUCCGAUAUACCACACUGUACACGAAGACGUAGAGCUUGGUACGAUACUCUCUUAGGAGGAAUGGGAACACUGUAUGGUGUAGCUAAUGCUGCAGAUAAUGAAGUAACCAGAACAAUGUUAUCUAACACAGGGCAACAUGCAUCAGAGGCUAUACAUCAGGUAGGGGUAUGGCUUCCAAAAGCUAUGAUAGGGCAAUUGGAAAACACAGGUGUUUGGAAAAAGGCAUUUACGUGGGAGUUAAAAUUAUGGAAUGAAACGUAUGAUGCGUUAAAGAAUCUAUCACAUAUAGGUAAAUGGACAACCUGUGCAUUGCAAAUGAUACAUGCGGAAGCUCAAAAAGAGUGAUUCCAGAGAAGAAUGACAACGGGAAAUUAUCACGAAUGGAGACGGGUUUGGAAUAUUGGUAGCAAACUUUGGUUACAGUUACACUCGGAGCGAACAAAAUGCAACAGUACAUAUUGUGCUGGGUAUUGGACUCAGUGCAAUGUCUCUACUGUUAAAACGAUAUGUAAGUAUCAAGUAUUACCGGUGAUUACUACCACAGGAUUUUGGUUUCUACAUCUGGAUGGAGAGUGGAUGGAUGUGGGAACAAAUACGACUUAUGAGAUGAAAAUGUGUGACGAAACAGACAGAGGAAUGGCGUGUACAUUACAACAGGGACACAGCCAUCCAUGUUUAACCGACUCAGAGGCUGUACUUUGUGAUCGGACUAGGGAGCCACGAAGGGAGAUGUUGUGGCAAAUCGGACCACAUGCUCUAUGUGUGGCAACAAUGCAAAAUAAUUCACAAGUACCAUCGGUUCCUUUCGUUGGUUGCUUAUAUAAUGUGCACCUAUGGCAUUGGGGAAACCAGACGUAUCGUUUGACGAAUUACUCUGUGUCUAAUCGGCUGACACAAGUACAAUGGGAUGUACUAAAGAAUCCCUGGAACAUCUCACUGGAGCGUUUCAAAUGCGCAUUGGAACAAUCCACUGAAGUUCAGAAAAUUAUACAGUCACAUACGUCUAACAUCUCCAAGCUCAUGGUGUCCACAUUAGUAGCCAGCGGACGGGUACAACAUGCUGCUAAAAUAGUACAACAGUCCUCAGCCCAUCACUGGUGGGACAUCUUUUCAGGGAUCUCAGUCACUGCUUGGAGGACUUUGGUGCCCCCUCUGAUUCUGUUAGUUAUUUUAAUAGUAUUGCUAUCACUAUGUAAUCUGCUAACGUGUAUCUACGUAAGACGUAUCCGAGCUGAAGUGGAGUGGGUGAUUAUGCAACGCAUGAGAUGAUUGUACGCCUUGAGAAAAGUAAUGGACACUUCGGUGUCGAGAACUACACUGUUAAGUUGGUGCCUCACCCCACUCAUAUAUACAUUUAUGCUAGAUGGCAAGGAUGUUUAUCACAUCAAUUUAUUCACAGAAACCUAACGUUGCGGGAAUUAUGGUCCAUGUUCUUUCAUGACAUCAUGAAUCACACUGGAAAUGGAAUAGUGUUACCAUCGACGUUUGACGGGUAGAUCAACUAAUAUGUGAAGCCUCAAGAGUGGAAUGAAAGGAGUGUUAAUUAGUGAUGCUUCCCAUAACCGCUGAAUACCCGAAUGUAUUCUGCAACCAUGGUUAUAUAAGUUGUUUUUCACUCACCUGUUUUUCACUCACUUGUUUUUCUGGUCAAGACGUCUUGACCGUUUCACUAUCGUGUUCGCAUGCAUACACUCACUUGUUUUUCGCAUAUAAGUUGUUUUUCACUCACUUGUUUUUCUGGUCAAGACGUCUGGACCAUUUCACUAUCUUGUUCACAUGCAUACCAAAGACGAACAUUGUUGUGGGGUGUCUUGACAGUUAUGGCUGCGUAAGAUGUUUCUCAGAGCCUGAAGGACACACUUAGGUGUCAAUAGUAAAUCAAGAAACAAUUGUUGUGGCGCCAGGUGGGACGGGUAGGCCACCCGUCCUUUCUCUCGCACGCAACUGAAAAGUAUAAUAGAGAGAUGCAGAGUACAAACAGGCAGAGUCUGCUGCGGGUUUCGUACGGACGCCCAGCUGGUUGACAAGCGGACCUCUACCUGGGUGAACGGCUCUCCACCUUCUCAGCAUAGGUAAGGGGCUCAUAUGAUUGAUUUCACGCAAUGUCAACUUUAUUUUGAGAACUUGCAUUUGAUCGAAAUAAAUAUGCCAGUUAUUAGGCUAAAUAGCA
Molecule: messenger RNA, 2891 nt
Organism: Syngnathoides biaculeatus (alligator pipefish)
Lineage: Eukaryota; Metazoa; Chordata; Actinopteri; Syngnathiformes; Syngnathidae
Exons: 2
Coding region: 1079-1990 (303 amino acids)
Source: RefSeq, a predicted model, not a curated record